Messenger RNA from Hydractinia symbiolongicarpus, 1726 nucleotides. RefSeq names its product ras-like protein family member 11B. Bases 409 to 1530 code for a protein of 373 amino acids. NCBI's taxonomy places the organism in Eukaryota, Metazoa, Cnidaria, Hydrozoa, Anthoathecata, Hydractiniidae. The transcript is spliced from 5 exons. Gene Ontology annotation, molecular function: GTPase activity; GTP binding. The record is from RefSeq and is a predicted model, not a curated record.
CAGAGCGAUCAAACAAAAUUUACUUAUCAUGACUGACUAACAAUUUAUUUCAGCUGACAUGGGUAUUAUUUGAUCAAUAUUACUGUAUGAAAGAAAACACGUAAAUUAUUUGCUAACAGAUUUUAAAUUCGUUUAUUCUCCCAGCAAUUAUAUCCCUUUACUCGGCCUACGUGAAUGUUGUUUCUAAAGAAAUUAAACUACUUCAAUUUUUUUGUUGACUAUGACAUCAAGUUUGUUUUUUUGUUAUCAAGACAAGUUCACAUUUUUGUUUUUAUAAAUUCGCAACACGCAGUAGUCACUUAGACAAAGUCAAUGACGUCAUUCAAGUUAUGAAAACAAAAUUUUUUUUGGUGUUUUUAUAACGGUUUAUCUGGUUGAAAGGAUUUGUUAAAAUUUAACUUCAUAAGAAUGGCCAUGGAUGAUAUUUCCGUCGUUGUAACGUCAGAUUCUUCACUCACUUCGCAAGAACAAGGUAGUCCGAAAGCAUUACGCGCGAAGAAGGAAAAAAGUUUCAGGGAAAUCAACCAUCUUGAUCUGUUAGUUCCAGAUCCCAGUAGGGAAGAUGGGCGUGUAUCGCCAACGCCAGGCAGUCCAAGUUCAAGUCCACGAAGUUCUUUCAAAGGAAAAGGAGGCUGGGCAAAAAUAAAACGAGAAUUGAUAACUUAUAGUAAAGAAAAAUCGAAAGAAAAUUCAGCCGCGGAAAGUAGGACGAAGAAUAAGGAAGACGAAACAAGUCCAAUGAACCCUCCAAAAUCACCGGCAACCGGCAGAAAAAACCUCGAUGUGGUAAAUAACAAUAACCAUUAUAAUUCCAGUGAUCGAAAGAGAACUAUGAGACUGCUAAUACUGGGACAAGAUGGUGUGGGAAAAUCAGCAUUUAUCGUGCGAUACCUCACCCGUCGGUUCAUUGGAGAAUAUGAUCCUUCGUUAGAAGGAAUAUUUCGGAAAAGCAUAAACUUCAACAAUCAAGAAAUUAAUAUCGAGAUGAAAGAUACAGCAAGAGGGGUAAAUUGGCCAAAAAGAACAAAUGAUUUGAUCUGGAGUGACGCGUUGAUCUUUAUAUACUCUAUAACGAACAGAAACAGUUUUUUCGAAAUACAAAAAAUCAGUAAACAGAUAGAACAGCAGAAGAAAACACGUGGUAUACCGUGUUUAAUAAUUGGAAACAAGAAAGACUUAAGCCAUGAAAGAACUGUCAGUUUUUUAGAAGGUAGCAAACUCGCCUCAAUAGUACACGGUACAUUUUGUGAAUUGAGUGUUUCGGAUAAUUUCGUUGAUCUCGAAGGCGUGGUUAACCACUUCAUCAAAGAAAAUUGUAUCAGUUUUAAAUAUCCAACAACUCAGGUUCACAUGCUCGCUAGUAAAUCGAGUCCUGAAAUUAGACAAAAAGGUCAAGCUGAAAGGCCUAAUUCAACGCCGGAAUUUCCAAAAACUAUUGAGGUGGAGGAGAGCAAAACGGAGAAAAAAGGGAGAGCGUUGUGGCAGAAAUUACGGACGAAUAACAGUGAUAUCAAGAAAAGUAAAAAAUAGAUCUUAAACGGAGAGUGUUCGUCUCUGCUUCAUGGACGUGCGAUGCCCACCUGCAUUGAGUUCUAAUCCUUGUGUUGCUUUUCAGCACCGCUUGUUUGCGAGAAAGUACCAGCAUGUUGUAUGAGGUUGUGAUAACAAAAUUGGUGUAUGUUUUGUUUGUUUUGUAAAUAUUAAACGUUAGUAAGUUAAACCUCAA